Messenger RNA from Orycteropus afer afer, 1437 nucleotides. The record is from RefSeq and is a predicted model, not a curated record. Lineage: Eukaryota; Metazoa; Chordata; Mammalia; Tubulidentata; Orycteropodidae.
AUGAACCCCACAACCCUCUGUGUCCUGGGGCUACAGGAGCCAACGGAGAAGUAAGUCAUGGGCUUCCACCCCUGGUCUGACAUGACGCUGCCACUCAUGUCAGUCCCUGAGAUCCAUGCUGUUGGCGAUGCAUGGGCCUCUGUCACAGAGGAGCUGGGGGCCCAGUUCCCUUGGGUGCAGAUCUUUGAUAACAAUGGAGCCAUGAUGGGCUGUUCCAAUCCCCACCCCCACUGCCAGGUGUGGGCCAGCAGUUUCCUGCCAGAUAUUGCCCAGCGUGAGGAGCAGUCUCAGCAGGCCUAUCAGAAUCACCAUGGAGAACCUUUGCUAAUGGAGUAUGACCACCAGGAACUGCUCAGGAAGGAACGUCUGGUCCUAACCAGUGAGCACUGAUUAGUGCUGGUUCCCUUCUGGGCAGUGUGGCCCUUCCAGUCACUGCUGUUGCCCGGUUGGCAUGUGCGUCGGCUGCCUGAGCUGACCUCCUCUGAGUAUGAUGCUCUAGCCUCUGUCACGAAGAAGCUCUUGACCAAGUACGACAACCUAUUUGAAACUUCCUUUCCCUACUCCAUGGGCUGGCAUGGGGCUCCCACAGGAUCAGAGGCCAAGGCUGACUGGGAUCACUGGCAACUGCAUGCUCAUUACUACCCACUCCUGCGCUCUGCCACUGUCCGGAAAUUCAUGGUUGGCUUUGAAAUGCUGGCCCAGGCUCAGAGGGACCUAACCCCUGAGCAGCACCGGGGGCUGCUCCUGGCAGGCACGCAUGGAAGGUGCUGGCUCAGUAUUAACUGCUGCAAGCCAAGCCUUGGUGUCCUCAUCGAUGAAAUGGAGGAGCUGCUCUCUGGCCGGCUCCCGCCGCCGCCCCCCUACCUGGCCCACUGCCCACGAAGCCCCCGCAGUGCACUGGCAACAACAGGGCUUAACCCGUGCAACUCCUACCAGGCCGAAGCCAACCUCUGGGCCCAUCUUGCCCUUGAUGGCGAGCAGCAGGUUGGCCCGCGCCAUCGUGCAGGAGGGAGCUUUUGGCGUGCCCGCUGGCGGGGCGCGGGGGCGGCUCGGGGGGCGGCCAUCUCGGCUGGCUCUGUGCUGCCACCUCUCUGCCGGAGUACCCCAGAGAGCUCCGUCACCAGCCUGCACGUGGUGCUGGAGGCACAGAAUGGCUCACGCCUGCCCCCCGCGGCUGGGGACCUGCUGGUCAUUCAUUGGGAAAAGAAAAGCCAAGUUCAGGGUCCUGCUCUGGCGCCUGUGCGGGCGCGCCCUCUUCCGGCCACGCGGAAGCGCCGGACCCACCCCGGGGACGCGCCACGUGAUCUGGUUGCAGACUUCGCUGGCGAGGCCGACGCCCCUCGCACCCCCUGGGCCAGCUCCAUCGUGGCGCUCAGGGCUGCUCUUAAUCCGGAAAUCCAGGAGGGAGCUCUUUCAGACAACCCAGAGAUUCCCUAG